AUGCUUCACGAAGGAAGGUCUUUCGCGCUUCUUCUAGAGACGCGCCUCGAGGACCUCUAUCUCGAAUCCCCGCCGUGUCUGCCCGCCAUUCCCGCCGCCAUCGGCGCCCUCACUUGUCUCGCUCACCUGCACCUCGCGGCGCACGCACACCGCCUCCCGGAUGCCUUCAUGUGCGUGCGCGUCCUGCGCACGUGCGUACUGCACAUGCCCGCCCUGGAACAGCUGCCUCUGGGCUUCGGCAGCCUCACGUCCCUCCAGUCCUUGCACCUCGAUGCGUGUCAAUCUCUCUUCUCACUUCCGGAAUCCGUUGGGGAGCUCACUGACCUAGACCGCCUGUCCAUCAGCGGCUGCAGCAGCUUCCGCCUGCCGGAGUCCUUCCCUGCAUUGGCAUUGCUCAGAGAGUUGAAGGUGAGGCGUUGCGAGGCGCUCUCCCCAAUACCGGAUGACGUCGGGCGGAUGCAGGCGCUUGAGAGCGUGGUGUUGGAGGAGGUGGGUGGCAUCGCAGGCCUUCCUGAGUCCUUCAGGUACCUGCAGCGCCUGCACUCCCUUUCCAUCGACCACUGCCACCACCUCUCGUCUCUGCCCACCUCCCUGCCCGGCCUAUCAUCACUCGCACAUCUUCACCUCAACGCGUCGAAACUCUCGGCACUGCCAGAUGUCUUCGGUCUACAACAGCUCACUCUCGACUGCAAGAACAUCACCCACCUGCCUCCGUCAUUCUUCAGCCUAACCUCGCUUGAACAGCUGAGCAUGUUUCACCUGGCGUGUGUGAGAGGGCCCCUGCCAGACGGCUUCAGCCGCCUCACACGGCUGAGGGACCUCUCUCUCGUUGCCUUGCCGCACCUCACGGCCCUCCCGGCGUCGCUAGCUGCCCUCGCCCCCACGCUCACCAGCCUACGCGUGGACGGCUGCAGCGAGCUGAGGGGCAUGGCGGAGGAGCUCAGCCGGCUGACAGUGCUUGAGUCGCUCACCAUCACGCAUUUAGAUAGCUUGAGAUCACUCCCGCGCUCGCUGCUUGAGCUGCCCGGGCUGCGGGAAGUAGUGGUGGAUGAGUGCAGUGAAUCAGGCAAGACCACUAGCGGUGUAUCUUGGGGGGCAAGGGCGCUGGUGGGGCUGGCGGGGGCGGUGGAGGUGGUGGUGGAGGCAGUGGAGGGGGUGGGGGUGGUGGUGGGAGUGGUGGCGGGGGUGGAGGUGUUGGUGCCAGUGGUGGAGGCGGUGGAGGCGGCGGCGGUGGAGGAGGGAGCGGAGGCGGCGGAGGUGGUGGAGGCGGCGGAGGUGGCGGGGAUGGCGGAGGCGGCGGCGGCGGCGGUGGAGCUGGUCGUGGCUCUGCGCAGAGGAGUGGCUCCGGUAGUGGUGCGCGCCAGCAGCAGCAGCGCAGUCGUGAGACCCUGUCCCCUCAGCAGCUUCGUGAGUGUGGAGCUGACCUAA
Molecule: messenger RNA, 1428 nt
Organism: Closterium sp. NIES-65
Lineage: Eukaryota; Viridiplantae; Streptophyta; Zygnematophyceae; Desmidiales; Closteriaceae
Source: the annotation of a GenBank genome assembly